Pogona vitticeps (central bearded dragon) is the source of this 2562-nucleotide messenger RNA. The record is from RefSeq and is a predicted model, not a curated record. NCBI's taxonomy places the organism in Eukaryota, Metazoa, Chordata, Lepidosauria, Squamata, Agamidae.
AUGUGGGGGCCGGUGAAUGUGCUCGCAGGUGGACUUAUUCCAAUGAGAGCAAUGGUGAUUGCAGCAGUGGUUUCUCUGCUAUUACCUCAGGCGGUUUGCAACCUUCUUGUCACGAAAUGCAGCAUCAGCAACCCUCUUCCAAUUCUUCACAAGCGUUACCAGUCAGGAGACAUCAGUAUUGGUGCCAUUAUGUCUCAGAUCUAUCAGUUCUCUGCCAUGAUUACUUUCACAGAGCGUCCCACUAUUGACCAUCUCGAGGAUUUGGUCCAUUUCCUUCCCACUUGGACUUACCAUGCUGCACUGCGAAUUUUAUCGAUAAAAGGCAGAUUCUUCCCUAAUUACAACUGCGACCCUCGGAACAAUCUAAUAGCGGUGAUUGGAGGACCUAACUCUGAAGUCAGCACCUUUAUGGCUACCAUUCUGCGCAGCUUCAAGCUCCCACAGUUCAUCUAUGGAUCUGCUCCAUCGGUAAAAGAAAACCCCCAGGUUAAUUUCUAUCACCAGGUGUUCCCAAAUGUGGACGAUCAGUAUAAAGGUAUUCUUCAACUGUUGCUGCAUUUUAGAUGGACAUGGAUUGGGGUGGUGAAAAUGAAUGAUGAUAAUGGAGAGAGGUUCAACAAUGAGAUACUCCCCAAAUUUGCCCAGGUAGGCAUCUGCUUUGCUUUCAUAGAAAAAGCCCCACUACUCUCCUAUUCCAAUAAUAUUGCUGACAUGAUAGCAGAGGGGAGCAGAUCUUACAAUGCUAUCAUGAGCAGUACUGCUACUGUAGUGAUCCUUCAUGGUCAGAUCCAUACCAUGACGCUUUUGAGAAUGCUUCCCUAUCUCUCAAAUGAUGAGAAUAAUUCAAUGAAGACAGACGGGAAAGUCUGGAUUAUGACCCUUGAAAUGGACUUUACCUCCCUUCCCUUUGAAAGAAGUUCAGACAUGAACUUUAUCCACGGUUCUCUAUCCUUUUUUGUUCAUUAUGAGCCUGUACCAAGAUUUCAGAAUUUUCUUCGGACCUGGAAUCCUGUCUUGGAAAAGGAUGAUGGCUUUAUCCGAAUCUUCUGGGAACAAGCAUUCCAAUGUUUAUUCUCCACCUCCGGGAGAGACAGCCCAUCUUGGCCAGUUUGUAGUGGGAAAGAGAAGUUGGAGUCUCUGCCUACAUCUGUUUUUGAAACGAAAAUGACUAGUCAAAGCUACAGCAUCUACAAUGCCAUCUAUGCUUUGGCACACGCUUUGCAGGAGAUGCAUUCCUCUCAGUCGAAACACCAAAGAAAGCUGGAUGAAUCAAGACUGAAAGUUCUGAUGAAGCAACCAUGGCAGCUCAACCACUUUUUGCAAAGCAUUUCUUUUAAUAAUGGAGCUGGAGCAAAAAUCUCCUUCAACCAACAUGGAGAAUUAGAGGCAGGAUUUGACAUUAUCAACUGGGUCACUUUCCCAAACCAGUCUUUUCUUAAAGUCAAAGUUGGAGGAACAGACCCCAUGGCUUAUCAAGAAGAAACAUUCACUAUUUGUGAAGAAGCUGUUAUAUGGCCCAGCAGGUUUAACCAGGUACAGCCCCUUUCUCUCUGUAAUGGCAAUUGCCCCGCGGGUUACAGGAAGAUCGAGAAAGAAAGGAAGCCAUUUUGUUGUUAUGAUUGCUUUCCAUGUCCAGAGGGGGAAAUUACCAACCAGAAUGACAUGGAUAAUUGUUUCCAUUGCCAAGAAGGUCAGUAUCCAAACAAGGAGAGAAAUGAUUGCCUUCUCAAAGAUGUAAGCUUCUUGUCUUUUGAAGAACCUUUGGGGAUCAGUCUAGCUAGCUCUGCUUUUCUUCUUUUUCUCAUCACAGCGUUGGUACUUGGGAUAUUCACUAAGUACAAGGACACUCCAAUAGUCAAAGCCAACAACCGGAACCUUUCUUACACCCUCCUCGUCUCCCUGAUGCUCUCCUUCCUUUGUGUUCUGCUCUUCAUUGGACAGCCUGGAAAAGUGGCCUGUCUCCUUCAACAAACAGCUUUUGGACUCAUCUUCUCAGUGGCAGUUGGUUGUGUUUUAGCCAAAACCAUUAUGGUGGUUUGUGCUUUCAUGGCCACCAAACCAGGGUCCAGGAUGAGGAAAUGGAUGGGAUGGAAAAUGGCCACCUCCAUUGUUAUUUUCUGCUCUUUGAUCCAAGCCAGCCUUUGUGCUGUCUGGCUGGCCACCUCUCCUCCCUUCCCAGAUGUUGACAUGAACUCAAUGGCUGACAAGAUAAUUGUGAAAUGUAAUGAUGGAUCCACUAUCAUGUUCUACUCUGUCUUAGGCUUUUUAGGCUUCUUGUCCAUGAGCAGUUUCCUUGUGGCUUUCCUUGCCAGGAAAUUACCAGACAGUUUCAAUGAAGCCAAGCUGAUCACCUUCAGCAUGUUGGUCUUUUGCAGUGUUUGGUUUUCCUUUGUGCCCACCUAUCUGAGCACCAAGGGGAAAUACAUGGUGGCUGUGGAGAUCUUCUCCAUCCUCGCCUCCAGUGCUGGAUUGCUGGUUUUGAUCUUUUUCCCAAAAUGCUACAUUAUAUUGGCAAGGUCAGAUUUGAAUAAUAAGGAGCAGCUAAUAAGGAGAAAUCUUUAA